AAGGCGCUGGUUUCAAGUUUAAGGUCACAGGCAUGUCAUCGCUUUGGCCUUGGUCUUCCUGUUAUUUCCCUCCCUUAGGGGUUACGAUGUUAGCUAGUUCCGACGGAACAGUGCGCGUUUAUAAUGGUCAGACUGGUUUUCUUGAUAAAGAGACAAAUUUAGUCACUAGCUCGGUUGAUAAUUGUUCACGUAUAUCCCUUGGUUAUUUUCCUUCAAAUGAACGUUUAGUAAUUACGAGAGAAACCGAAAUUAACUCGAGAACCCACUCAAAUGGAUCUGUCCUGCUUCAUGGCUUUCUUGAUAAACGCAUUCAAAAUAAAACUGAUAAGAUCAGUCUUGAAUUUUACUCAAAUCAGGGCUCUCUUAUAGAACUAUUUCUUUCCACUGUUGAAAGUUUGUACACUGAUUAUGGAAGUUUGGUUAUAAACACUCAUAACUGUCCUAAUCCUAAGUGGAAAACGUUUACCAUUUAUGGUAGUUAUGAAAUGUUGUAUAGUUCAUUCGAUAAGCUACAGCACAGUAGUGCGAACAAAGGCGUGCUUCUGACUGCCCCACUGUUGAAGUCAAUUCUGUAUCGAUUAACACGAGCUGUAACGGAUAGUGACAGUAUUUUGAUUUUUACGGCUAUGCGAGAACCGUUCACUAUGCAAAGUGAAGCCCAUAGACGCCUUACAUUUACUCACUGGCCUCAUAUGGAUUAUCAAUGGGCAACGCCUUCCACUUUGUCUGAAGCUGGAUUUUACUUCCCAUUUAAGUUCCCACUUGACAUUGUAUUUUGUCUUGAAUGUUUAGUUAGAUUGUCAUCUUGGGAACCAACUGAUGAGCCAUGGAGCGAACAUAUCAGACAUUCACCUCAAUGCAGCUUUGUGUCAUCUCCAAAUUCGAAAAGCAUACCUAGCACAUUUUCAUGGUCAACAGAAACAGCACAAACUCAUUCAAUAUCCAAUGAUCCUAUCAUGGUGCUUACAGCUUCUACAUCAAAAGAUUUUGUCGCAACUUCAACAGUCGAUGGUGGGAUUACUGUUUGGGAUCUGUCGUACUUCAACAGACGUUCAUUAGAAUUCAAUCUUGUGGAUGUAUUGAAUGCUUCGAUAGUUACUACUACUACUACUACUACUACUACCAGUGAAAUGAUUACUAAAUCUCAACUACAAGUACAUAGUGGAUGUCUACUAGUUUCUAAUUCUUCUAACAUGAAAUUCAUCAAUCUUCCACAACUUCCUAAAAUACAUCAUUUAAUUCUUGGUUGUUGUUUACCAUAUUCAGUAUAUAAUAAAUUACACUCUUGUAUGCAUACCAUGUCAACAACUAAUAAAUUUGAGAAUGUUAAAAAUAACAAUUUUAAAAAAUAUCAACUAUGCCUUAUCAUUAUUGAAUUAACUCCAUUGAACAGUGAACAAGUUAUGUGGAUAGCUGAUUCUACUUUCUCUUCAACAACAACAACAACAACGCCAUUUUCUCCUAAAUCGAUAUUUCCUAAUCAAUUCAAUAUACAUUCAAUACCGAUAGAUCUUGUCAAGUUUCUUCCAUCAAUUGGUUAUGAUCAUAAUAAUAAUGAUGACGAUACAAUAGAAUAUGAAGAAUUAGGAGAUAUUGAUGAUAAUGAGAACGAAACUGAUAAUGAUGAUUAUGAAGAUGACUUUGAUGAGGAGAGUUCUGACAAGUUAAGUAGCGUACAUAUAAAUAAUAUCAUAACUGAUUCAGCACCCAAAGAUAAUAUUUCAACAUCAUCAGUCAAUUCAAAGCUUAUCGAGAAUGAUUUUUAUACGUAUAUUGGUUUGUCUAGCGUUGUUGAAGAGUUUGUAAAUUUAAAAGCUACGACGGACUGUUAUCACACAUCUUCAAGCAAUAAAUUACAACUAAAGAAAAUAUCUGCUUCAAGUUCAUCCAAUUUGUCGUCAUCAAUAAAGUACAUUGAAAAUAAACGAUCUAAUAUGAAUGAAACAACCAGUUCAUUUCUAUGCUCUGACUAUUCUGAAAAUAAAAAUGGUAAGAGUGGAUGUGUUGAGAACUUACCGAAACUUGUUGGUGUCAUACCUUUGUCAGUUACUGCUGACAGUACUAAUAAUGACCUUGAAAAUCCUAAUUUUCGUAUUUUACAAAUAUCACCACUACCAUUGCAAACAAUAUCCUUCAAUAAUGGUAAUUCCGCUUAUUCUCAAGGUAUACUUGUUUGUUGUGGCUUGUCAAGAUCAUUAUCUCAUGUAAAGCUUCAUCAUAAAACAACUACUGAUAAUCAAUCGAUUGAGGAUGGUGAUUUAUUUUUAUUCGGAUAUAAUGAAAAUGACUGUAUUCUACCUAAUUCAGUUGGUUAUCACUUAGUUAUUGAUGAAACUCCACUUUUGCACAUUAAAUUGCCUGAUCACUAUUGUCCUGUUCAAAUGGAUGUGGUAUCCAGCACUAAUGAUCUACAUGUUUGUUCUUUAAAUACUUUAUACCCUUCAGUUAAAUUACAAUAUGAAUGUGGACAAUCAUGUUUAGCUGUCAACAAUACUACUUCUACUACUACCACUAAUAAUAAUUUAAAGUUUACCAUAGACUCACCUUUAAUUACCAUAGGAACAUAUGACUUAUCAUUUUGUUGUUUCAUAUUAACAGUAUACAAUUCAUUGUUACAAAUAAAUGUUUAUAAAAAUCUAUUAUGUUAUGCUCAAAUAAUAAUAUCUAAUCCAAUCUUAUCAGUUAAUGAAGAUAACAAUAAUAAUGAAAUAAAUAACAACAAUAUGUAUUGUAAUAUACAAUUUGAUACAUUCACAUAUUGUACUGGUUUAGAAAAUAUAUGUUUAGGCACUGUAAAUGGUGAAAUGUACAUCUAUCAAUUACAUAAUCAUGAAUUAUUUAAAUAUGAUAUGAAUAAACAAAAACGUAUUCAUUUAUAUAAUUCAAUAUUACCAAUUCAUCAUAAUGUUGAUGAAUCUUCUGAUGAGAAAAUUGAAUUAUUCUUUCCUAUUCAUAAUCAUAAUAGUAGUCAUAGUAAUAAUGGUUAUUCAUUAAGUAAUCUAUAUGCCUAUUAUAAUUGUCCAUUAGACCAAUGUUUUAUUUUAUAUCAACUUAUUAAAACUAUUCCAUUAGAUUCAUUAAUUCAAGUGAAUUUUCCAAAUCAAAUUGGUUGGUAUGAAGUGGAACUUUUUCCAUUAUUAUCUUCUUCUACAAUAAAACCUACAACAUAUAAUUCUUUUAAUGAAGAAACAUUCAUUCAUAAUGAUAAUAAUAAUAAUAAUACAAUUCAAAUACUUUCUAAAUUAGUUACACGUUAUAUACAAUUAGAAAAAGAAUCAUUUAAGAAAUCAAAAUUAACUAAUGAUAUAUUAUAUAAUAUUUCAGUAAUGUUAAAAUGUGCUACAUUAGCUGUUCAACUUAGUUUAUCAUCUAAUAUAUCUACUCAUUUAUGGGAAUUUAAUACUAAAAAUUGGUAUGAUUAUCAAAAUUUAAUGAAACAAAAUAUUGAUAAAUUGAAUAUGAAUUCAAUUAAUAAAAAUAUCAUACAUAAUGAUUAUGUAAUGUUAAAUUCUCAGAAUAUAUUAUCUGAAUAUCUAUUAGAGAUUAGUUUACCACGAGUAUAUUUAAUUUCACAUUUUAUAUUUCAUUCAACAUUAAAACAGUAUGAUAAAAUGCAAAAUCAAUCCGAUGUGUAUAUAACUCUUCUAAGAAAAAAUAUUCCAUCUAACAAUCCUGUCAGUUUUAUUCAUAAUCCUUCAAAAACCUCAAUAAAUGCCGAUUGUAAUGAAUUUCAUCAUGUAUCGUCAGUUCUUGAUCAUAGUUUGGUGGUACACGAUUUAAACGCUCCAUUUAUCGAUGAUGAAUACGACUGUACACAUUCGGCAGAAUACAAAUCACAAACUUCGGAUGACAAUAUCGACUUCAAUAAUGCAUUACUAUCAAAUUAUUUAAAAAUUCCUGGACGUGUAUAUCAUAUGCCUACUGAAAGCAUCAUCUCAUCAGAACGUCUUCGUGAAUUAAAUGCAAAUAUAAUUGCUGGUCCAUAUUUAUUAAGUGAUUUUCUUAGUAUGAAUGAUCGUUGUAGUAAUAUUCCAAUGACCAGUUCAGAAUUAAUUAAAUCACGUUCACGUUUAUUUUCUGUGCAUAUCAAAAUAGUUGAUGCCAAAAAUGAAACUUCUUCAAAUCUUGAUUGUCAAUCGGCUACUACAGUUGAAAUUCAACAACCACCUUUAUUACUAUCUGAUAUAUUUGCACAAAUUGGUCUGAGUGUUCAUCAGUUUAACACCACCUGUUAUCGUUAUGACCAUCCUGCUCCCCCUAAUGAUUUUGUUAAUGAAACACCAUCGUCAUCAUCGUUAUCAACUGAUCAGCUUACAAUUGUGAAUGAUAUUGAUAAUGAUGGUAAUGGACAUACAUCCUUAAAGUCGUGUAAAAUGCAUACAAUUUUACAUGAAAGGGCUCAACUUUUAGCUAUUCUACGCUCUAUGAAACUUCAUGAAGAUUGUUUUAAUUUUCUUAGCUCAACUGAUGGUACUUGUAAACAUAAUAGUAAUAAUAAUCAUAAUAAAUGGAGAGACUUUCUUACUCAAAACUCCUACCAUCAUAAUAGCAAUUUUUCGUCAGUUAUUCUAGAUAUUUUGAAUUGGGUUGUAUUGAUGUAUCUUCAUGAGUUAGAAUUAUCAUGCGAUAUCGUAGCGAAUUUAUUAAAUUUGGCUGCAAAUAAUUAUGAGAUGUUAAUUGAAAAUGUAAUUGUACACGGUGAUCGUGAAUGUGUUCAACUUGGAACAAAAUUAUUGUUUAGUUUACUCAAAUUAGAAUUUGUCUUCCUAAAAUAUUGCUCUUCAAAUAAUUCAUCAUAUAAGAAGCCAAUGGUUUUCCAUGUAUUACGCAAUUGUCUGUCUACCGAUAGUAAAACUACUACUGAUAAUAAUAAUAAUAGUAGUAAUAGUAAAUUCAUUCGUUGGUUAUUAAUUUGUCAAACAUCAGCUGGAUGUGAAACAUUAUUCAGUUUAUUGGAUUUCAUCAUUUCUUAUUCUUUUGAUGAAUAUCGUAAUAAUUUAAAUGAUUUAAAGGUAAAAUUGUUAUUACAAAAUAAUCUAAUGACUUUACUCAAUACAGUUUCAUUGUUUCAUGAGGAUUUCAAUCGUCUACACCCUUCAUAUCAUUUACCUACAUGUCUUGGUCCACCUAUGCUAUUCAAUCUACCAAUAUGUAAUUGGACUUUCUUAGGUUCUGAAUGUUUACAAUCAACUAAUAAUAGUAAUAACAAUAAUAAAUAUCAGAAAUCAUCUCAUUCAACAAUUCCAAGUACUAGUAAUAAUAAUACUACUAAUACUAAUACUAAUUCUAAUCAUAAUAUAAAUUUAAAUUAUGAAAAUAUUAAAAAUUGUUAUUCUAUUAAUAAAGAUGUAAUGAAUUUUAAUGGUAUAUUUACACCGAAAAAUUAUAUAACAUUUAUAUCUGAUUCAAAAUUCAAUGAUACUAUUAAUUUAGCGCAAAAUACAAAAUUAAUAGAAACAUCAAAUCAUUUACAAAACAAUGAUAACAUUAAUGAUAAUAAUAAUAAUAAGGAUUCAUUAUAUCUACUCUCAUCUAAUUAUUCAUCUGAUGUAUCCUAUAUUAAUUUCUCUGAUAUUUUCACAUUAAUGCGAAGUAAUUUCAUUAUGAAUAUUGAUAAUUCAAAUAAUAUACAUCAUAUUAUAUUAUCAGAUUUACAAGAUUGGCCAUUCAAUGGUAUAUUAGAUGUGGAACCAUUAAAAUUUCCUUUAGAUAAAUUAUCAAUUCAAUCAAAUGAUGAUUGUGAUAUUGAAUGUGUGGAUUUUUUUACUGGUGAACAAUUACCAAUAAAUGAUAAUAAUUCUUAUGUAAUAAAACUCAAUGAAUCACAAGUUGAAACUAAUAAUGAAAAUCAUCAGUUAACAUCUAUUAUAUCUCAUCUCAUUAAUUCCAUUGAAGCUUAUCAUUUAAUAAUAUCUCGUAUGCAUCCAGGUGCACAUCGUUCAGUUACAUUUAGUACUUAUUCAUCAUCAAUAAAUUAUUUAACUGAUUUAAUUAUUCCAAUGAAUCCUUGUUUACAAUGUAUUACAUUAGAAGCUAUAUUCAUAGAUAAAUCAUUCAAGAAACCAAUAAGUUCUACAAAAUUAAUAGCUGUAUCUACUGAUAUAAGUCAUUCUGCUUUAAUAUUACGUGAUAUUUAUCCACCAAUUAAAUUUACUCAUUUACGUAUUUCUAUAGUUGGUCGAUUAGAUUGUCCAUUCACUAAAGCACGUAUUCAUUUAGGUGCAUAUUUUGGACAAAAUGGUAUAUGGGAACAAUUUAUACAUCCUUUAAUGAAAACAAAUUCUAAUAGUAUUGAUUUAAUACAAUAUUUAGAAAGUAUUGUAUUAAAUAAAACAAUGAACUACAUUUCAAUUCAACAAUGUUUAAUGAAUACAUUAGACCAAUUUGAUAAGAAUAAAAAAAUAUCCGGUAUAUCAUUAGAUAGUGAUAAUAUCCAAAUAUCAUCACUAUAUAAACAAUGCUAUAGUUUACAAUAUCAAUUGAAUUGGAUAGAUCGUACAUUGAAUCGUUUAAGAAAAAUAUAUCAACCUGAAAAACUGCGUGAAUAUAAGAGUCGAAUUCAUCAAACGUCUAAUGAACAGAUAAGAAUGGAUUUGUAUCCAGAUAAAGUGAAGUAUGUUUUGGAACAUUGUUUACUGUGUUUGUUAAGUCAUGCAAAUGAAAUCUGGUCAGUGAUAGAACCUCUUUCAUUAUUAACCGAAUCAACAGGAGUUUCACCAUUAGACGAUGAUGAUUACACCUUUUUAAAUUAUGUUGAUAAGUGUUGUACAACAUUUUUAAAUGAUAUGAUUAUUCAUGGUAGUCGUUCAAUGCAAAUUCUUACAGUUGGAUUAAUGCCGAUGUUUAUGAAAAUCAACUCAAUUAUUUUACCAAUUCAUCAUACUGAUCAUAAUUAUCUUUAUAGAUUCAUUAAUGAAUUUUCUACAUUGAAAAAUAAUUUCUCACUAAUAAAAUUGAAUGAUUUACAAAUUGUAUUUACUAAUGAAUCUAGACAACAACUAUUAUUUUGGGCUAUAUUACAACGUUUAAUCCAUUCUGGAAUGUCUAAUGAUCUAUUUGAUACUUCUGUAUAUAUUCUUCAUGAUAUAUGGGAUUCUAUAGAUAAGAAUAAUAAAGAGGAUUCAUUUAAUUUGGAAACAUUUCAUAAUAUUCUAAUAAUUAUUGAUACAAUAAUAGAAAAUAGUUGUUCAUCUCUACUUACUGUUCAUAAAUCUUUACAUGAUUUUUUAACAGUAUUAAAUAUGCGUCAGUUAUCAUAUAAUGGUCAAAUAAGUAUAAACGGUUUAUUAAAAUGGCAUUAUUUUCAUCAAUUAUAUAAUAAUGAUCGAUGUAAUGCUAUAUAUCCUUAUUGUCAAACAAUAAAUACUAAAAUAACUGAUGGUAUUUAUAAAUAUAAUUUAUUAUCACAAUAUCAAUUGUGUAUUGUUUCAUUUUAUCGAUGGCAUUUAGAACAUUUAGCUAAUCUAUCAACUCAAUAUGCAGCUAAUCGUGAUUAUCAUCGCCAAAUUAUUCAGAAAGAUUUAUUCCCAUUGGGAGCAUUGUUUGUUCGACGAAAUAUUGAUUCACAGACAUCAGUAUUAAUGCGACGGUGUAUCCCAGAAGGUAUUCAACAAACCAAUACCUAUCCUAGCAAAUCUUUUAUUCCUCUGGAAACCUAUCAAAUUCCUCAACAACGAUUUCUCUGUAUGUUUGGUGAUGAUGAGUCUUCCACUGAAAAUUCUUUAAUCCAACUAUUACAGAUUUUAACCGAUGUUACAUUAAAAUUUUUAAAUAAUCUAUUAAAUUUAUCAUCUGUGGAUAAUAGCUCUACAAUGUCAAGAGAAUCAAUUUUAUUUCAGAAUUGUUUUGUUGUCUGUCGUCUACUUGGUCGUAUCUGUUGGCAUAUUUCAGGUGAUCGAAUUCGUCAAUGUUUCAUUCCCGAUGGAAAUAUUUACGAAUCUGCACUUUUUAAAUUCCUAACUAACUUUUGUCAACGUCUUGGUGAUCAAUCGUCUCUUUUGAAUGAUAUGAUUAUUGAAUGUUUAUGCCUUACUCUUAAUAGUGAAUGCAUUCCUGAUUGUCCACAGACCAUAAAAACAGAUAACUAUGGAAAUAUUGAAAGUAUUGAUCUUCAUAAAUCUCAAAAUAAAUCGUGGCCUUAUCCAAACAAUUCUGUGGUAAAUUAUCACCUACAACAAACUACAGAUUUAUUAUGGCACUUAUUACCUAGCCAAUUAUUGAACAGAGCACAGUCUAUUUUACUGAAACCAUUUGAUCAACAUCCCAUUGAUCAUAAUCAUGCACAAAGAAACAGACUUAAUACAUGUUUAGCAACAUCAUCAAACAACAAUGGUCAUUUUGUAUUAUGUGAAAUAUUUUCUGAAUGUAUCAAUCUCAUGUUGAAAGAUGCUAAAUCUAUUGGUCAACUGAAUAAUAAUAAUAAGCUACAAUCGAUUCAUGAUAAUUUGUCUGGUCAACAUCCAUAUCUUACAAAUGUUUUGUACCUAUUCUGUGGAAUUGUUGGUGAACCAAAUUUCAAACCCUGGAAACUUACUUCAAAUGAUGAAACUUUUAAAAAAUGCCAAUGUUAUGUAAAGGUUAAUCUUCAAAUAAAUAUUCAGUUGGAAAGUUUACAAAAUGUCUUAAAAUUAUUGGAAAACUUUGUUCAAUCAAUGAAAAAGACACAAACAAUUGAUCAACAUUACCUAUCUUCAAAAUCUGUUGAAUUUUUGCGUAAUUUUUAUACAUUGUCUAUUCAUUUUUUGGCAAUAUCAGCUGAAUCAUCAGAUCUACGACUGUACAUAUUAGAAUCUUCAAGUUUUUCAAUAUUUCUAAACACUAUACUUACAGAUUAUUCACUAAGAAAUGGUGUAAAUCGUUCAUGUACAUUAGCCUUAGAAGUACUAUUCACAUGGUUUGCAUAUUCAUCAGUGAAACUAAUAAAUUCUGAUUGUCAUCCAUUUGAUAAAUUUUGUCUCGACCAAUUAAUUGGUUUGUUUCCAAAGGCAAAUACUUCAGCUCAGAUUAUUGAAGGUCCAUGUGAUUUACAAGCCGUUCUUUUAACAGCCAUAUGUUCACGUAUUAAAUCAUUCAAUCAAGCAAACACUGUUGACAAUGAUAAUAAUGAUUCUGAUUCACUCCAACAUGAAAUUCAAACAACCAUCACCACAUGUUCCAUGCAUACAAUAUCAAAUUUGCCAAUUGAUUAUCUUCUUCAACUUGUACAAAUUUUAUUAAAUUAUCUAUGUGGUCAGCUUGUUGAGUUGAAUCAACAAUCAUCAAUGAAUAAUAAUAAUAAUAAUAAUAUUAAUAAUAAUAGGGCUUAUUUGUCAUGUUUUUCAUGUUAUACUACUGUUGUCGAUGAAGAAUAUGAAUCAUGUCAUAAAAAUUUCACCUUAUGGUCCACACUAACUAGUAAUCAUAUACGACGAAGAUUAAUUAGUGAUCCUUCUAAAAAUAUUGUACAAAAUCCGAAUGAUCAAUCUUCAACUCCUACUAAUACUACUACUAGUACUACUACACCAUUGUCAAAUUGUUCCUCAUCAUUUAUUCGACAAUUAACCUGUUGUUAUUUAUAUGGUUUAUGCUCUACAAGUGGAAUGUAUUCACAAAUUCUAUCCAAUAAAACAUACAAUGAUAAAUGUUUAGCAUUGAUUCUUGGAAAUCUUUGUAGAAUUCUAACAGAAACUUUCAAUAAUAUACAUGAUAAACAUGACAUAAAAGUAUUUUUUAUCAAAAAUAUUAAAUUAUUUAUAUCCUCAUUAAAUUUUGCUCAUAUCAGUUCACCUAUGAGUACAAUGAUAACAUUAUCUUGUAUGAUUAAUGGUUGGAAAACAUUGAAACAUUUUACUCAGUUAAUUAUUAAUCAUUUUAAACCAUUUAGUAUAUGUGAUUGGUUAUUUUAUUGUGUAAUUAUUGUUAUGCAAUCUUUGGAUUCUAUGGAUUCUUCGUCAUCAUCAUCAUCAUCAUCAUCAAUGGUAAUGUCAAAAUCUACAGUUACAUUCAAAACAUACUUGUUACAAUCGCUUAUAUCUCCAAUUCCUUUAAAUUCAUGCCCAUUAUUUCUAUUAUUAGCUUUAUGUAUUGAAUCUAAUUUAGAAUUACACAAUAAUGAUGAUAAUAAUCAUGCAAAUAUUAUUUUCAAUACUUUUAUAAAUGAUACUAAUAAUCGCAAAUCUAUUAGAUCAUCUACAUCUUCCAUUAUUUCUACAUUAUCUUCUUUUGAUAAUACAAAAUUAUAUACAAUCAAUACAAUUGAAUUAGGUCAAGCUUUAUUACAACAAUCAUUUCAUUAUAAUAUUCCAUAUUAUCAACAAUCAUCUGUAUAUAAUUUUCAAUAUUUAACUAAUUCAUUACCUAUUGGUUUAUUUGGUCCAAUUCAUUUAUUCAAACAAUCUUCAUUAGAAUUUCAUCAAAAUAUUGCCAAUUUCAAUUAUCCUUAUCAACAUCGUUUACAAUCAAAACAAUCAACUCAUAUUAAUACUAAUUGUCAAUGUAUGAAUUUACUUCAAUCGAAUCAACAUAAACCUAUGAAAAUCAAUUCUUCUUCUUCUCAAGAUGAUAUUCUUGAUGAUAACAAUGAAGAAAUGUAUUGUACUUCAAUGACAAAUUAUCAUAAAUCAUUCAUUGAUUUUGCGCCUAUAUCUUUUAUUUAUUCUGAUAUAUUAGAUGAACAAAUGACAUCAUUAUGUCAAACAUUAUCUAUUAUGAAUAGUCAUAAUGAUAAUUGUGAAAAUAUUAUAUUUCCAUUAUAUUUAGGUUUUUCAUCAUAUUCAUUUGCACCGAAAAUAAUGUCUACAUCAAAUCUUCUAAAUGAUGUAAACGAUUGUAAUAAUAAUACCAAUAAUAAUACUAAUAAUAAUAAUAAUGAUAAUAACCAUUCUUCAAAUCAAAUUCCGGAAAACUUCAAUUUGUCAGAUUUUAUUAAAACUAAUUUUGUUUUUCAUAGUAAUAAAGAAUCAUUACAGAUUAUUGUAAGAUUUCCAUUUUUAGUACAAUUAGAAUGUGUACAGUUGUCAGUGAUGAAUCCAUUUCAAUCAGCCAGUCAUGUAACUAUUGAGGUGGAACUAUAUCGCGAUUUACCUGGUGGUUCUCGACGAACAUUUAUCAGUGCACAUAAAAGUAACGAGUCAUCAUUGUCAAAACUUCAUACGAUCACUUUUCCACCACGGUUGGUAUCACAUGUUUUAAUAAGACUGUAUCAUGCUCAGAAUUACAAUAAAACUCUUCGUGUGAACACUUUACGCUUAUUAGGAAGACACGCAAAUGAUAAUAGGCUGUUUUUCACAGAAACUUGUGAAAAUAACUGCACAAAUGCAAAUAAUUUAGCUGUUGAGAAUUCGUUAAAUAAAAUCAGACCAAUUGUUUUAUUACAUCUGUUACAUAAUGAAAUGCUUUCACAAUUAUUACCAAAUAUAUUCUAUUCAUAUCAAUUUAUCAAUUCAUUAUUACACUGUUUACAUAUUGUUAGUUCAGAUAAAGUAUUAUCAAUGUGUACACGUCAAUUAAUACAAAUGGUUGCAUGUCAUAAUCAAAUUUUUGAAAUGAUCAGUCAUAUAUAUAAUUUUACCAGUGAUUGUUCAUCUGAUAAUGAAAAUAAGAUAUUACAAAAUGAAUGGUUUUAUUCACCUAUCGGUUAUAUUAAUGAAGCUGAUAUGUUUUGGAAAUUAUGUCCUUCAUCAGCUGUAUUAUGUGAACGUAUUUUACUUGGAUUAUUGGUUAAUACAGAUAAUGGUAGUAGAAAUAGUCUUGCUAAUUAUAUAUUAACCAAAUUACUAAAUGGUAAUAGCGAUGAUGACUUAACAAUAAACUGUGAAGAUGUAUCAUUCACAAGUGUGUCGAAAUCAAAUCAGGAUAUAGAUAAUGAACUCAAUUCAUCUUAUUGGUAUGGUCCAUUAGCUUCAUUAACAUCUACACCAAAUCAACGUUUAUUUGCAUGGUUAUGUUUACAUCAAGAUGCUGGACAAUCUACACGUAUUGAACGAAUCAUUAAUUGGUUAAGUCACUUCAAUGAAUCUAUGAUAAAACAAGAUAUUCUUUCUCAUAAUCGUCAAUUAUUGAAUCAUUGGUCUCAAUUAAUAUUGAUUUUUUCAAGUGUUUUAUGGAGUUUAAGUAGUGUUACUACCACUACUACUACUACUACAGCAAUAGAAAUGAAUCAAUGUUCAAAUUUAUGGCAAAAAUAUGUGACAAUUGAUUUUAUUAGUUCUAUUUAUGAUUUAUACAUCUCAAUUAUAAAACAUUAUCAAAUUGAUCUAUCUAUGAAUGAUAUUGAUGAUGAUAAUACUAAGAACUUAAUCGUUGAAAUUAAACAAUUUACCAAAGUACUAAUCAAUUUAAUGUGCUCUUUAUGUACAAUCCAACCAAAUGUCAUCUCUAUACUUUUAUCAAAACUUUUAAUAAUUCCUACAACAAAUUCAUUAUUUAAUCAAUAUGAUAAAUUAUUAUUCAAUAGUCAAUUGAAAGUAUUCAGUUCAAUUCUAUCAUCAGAUCAUAUUGUUUAUUCUAUUUUCUCAAUUAAUAAAUCGAUAAAUACAACAGAUCCAUUUAUAUCAGAUAAUUUCUUUUAUAAUUGUUGUACAUGGUUAUCAAAUUAUUUCUCAAUCAUGAAUAAUUCUGAAUCUUCUACUUUAUAUUCUUCCACUAGAUUAAUUCUUACCAUUGAUUUAGCUCUUAAAUAUUUAUAUAUAUUAAAUUAUUUCAUGCAAUCAAAUCAAUCUACAAUAUUACGAAUUAUUCUUGGACAAUUAAUCUGUGAACAUUUAUUUCCAAGUGUAUUUUCUUAUUUUACUAUGAUAUUAUCAUCAUCUUUAAUUCAAUCUAUAUCAUUGAAUAAUUUGUAUAAUAAUCAUUUUGGUUCAAGUAUUUAUGAGAUUCAUCAACUUCAACAAGCUAUAAUUACUUUAUAUCAAACAGUUAAAUUAUCAAUGCCAUUUUCAAAAUCAUCUAAACAAUUUAAUUCAUAUCAGUUGAAUUUAGAAAGUUCAAAGUUGAAAAUGAAUUGUUUAACUGAUCGUUUAAUUGAAACAUUUAAAGAAUCAUUUAUGAAGCAAAAUUUCAAACUAUCCAAUUUUAUAUCUGAACUAUUAUUGGCACAACCUUUAUCAUUAACACCUGUACCAUUUAAACAAACAAUUGCAGUAUUCGCAGUCACUUCAAAUCAUCCACACGCAUCGACUGAUUUGCCAUGGCCUAUAACUGGUCCACCAGUUGCAUUCAAUAUUCAGUCAUCUGAACUACCUAAAUCUGGAUUAGUUACAUUUUUAUGCAGAGAAAUCCAUCAGUCUGUUUCAAAUAACAACCUAGACUAUUCCAUUCAUCCUAGUCUUUCAACAGCUUUAUUAUUGAUCAAUAUUUAUCAUCCACCAGAAUACACUGGAACUAAUCAUUAUGAAUUUGAAAGAAGAAUUUUAGUGAAACAUUUGAGAUUAAUAAUUUAUCAUUUAUUGCAUCCGUUCACAAUGAAUCGCACUAGUAGUACUACUAAUAAUAGUAGUAUCAAUAGAAAUGUAUCAAGUUCAACUGAAAUAAAUACAAUCAAUGAUUUUGAAUUAUGUCUUAUUCAACAUACACCAAAUAUUGGUCACAUUAUAUCACCUAUUGAUUGGGAUAAUGGUAUAUUUUUACCAGAAGGUUAUACAGAUAAUUGGACUAUGGAACAAUUGAAUAAAUUCACUGAUGAUCAUCCACUUGUGAUUAAUCAGUCUCGUCUACUUUGUUUAUUAAUUCGACCAUGUGAACAUGCUAAAUUUGUAUUUCAUUCACCAAAAGCAGUAACUGAACCAUCAUCAUCAUUAAUAAAAGAAUUUCAAGAGACCAAUUCCACACCUUCUUGUUAUUAUUUAUUAAAAACAUUUCAAUCAUCAUUUAUAUGUGAAUUUUUAAAAUCUGGUCUAUUACAUUUUAUAGCAAAUUCUAUUGUUCAUUGGCGUAUUCCAUGUUUAUUAAAUAAUGUACAACAAAAAAGAGAAAAUUCUAUUUUAUCAUCAUUAGAAACUCCUCCUCCUCCUCCUACUCCUACUACUACUAAUACUACUACUACUACUACUACUACUACUACUACUACUACUACUACUACUACUAAUACUACUACUACUACUACUACUAAUACUACUACUACUACUACUACUACUAAUACUAAUACUAAUACUAAUACUAAUAAUAAUAAUAAUAAUAAUAAUAAUAAUAAUAAUAAUAAUAAUAAUAAUAGUAAUAAUUGGAAUCAAUCUGUAAGACAAUUUCAUUCUUAUAUUACUUUCUAUUUUAAUAAAUUUUCAAUAAAUAUUCCCAAUAAAUUCUAUAAUUAUAAAUUAGAUCACUUAAUAAUUAAUAAUUAUCAAUCCAUUCCAAUAAACAGUAAUCUUGAUAAUAUUGAAACAAUGAACAUGAUUCUGCCAAUACAUUGUAUCAUUACUUAUAUAUUAUUAUUAAGAAUAACAGAUUAUGAUUAUAAUUUAUUAAAUUUAAUUCAAUCAUCAAUGAAAAUUAUGGAAUUAAUAAUUAAAUAUCAAUUAAAUUUAGUUUAUGUGCCAAGUUAUUUAAUUCAAUUAGCUAAUAAAUAUUCUAAUUUAUCAUUAUGGACAGAUGAUGAUCACAAUUUCCAUAUAAAUAAUUAUCCUACUUAUAAUUUACAAAGUAGUAAUUUAAUUCAUUCAAAUAUUUUACCAUUUCAAUGUUUAUGUUAUUUAUACGAUAAUAAUAAUAAUGAUAAUAAUAAUAGUAAUGUUCGUGGUAAUGGUCAUCAAUCUCUAUGGGAACUACGUUGGAUACAUUUAAAUUCUGGUGUAUUACAGCUUAUCUUAAGUUUCAUGUAUGUUUUAUCUCAUGGUUCAUGUGUAAAUUUACCGCAAAGAUUUGAUGUGAAUGAAGUGAAAACAUUUAUUCAUUCAAUUCAGUUAGAUUGUAAUAAUAAUAAUAAUAAUAAUAAUAAUAAUAAUAAUAAUAAUAAUAAUAAUAAUAAUAAUAAUAAUAAUAAUAAUAAUAAUAAUAAUAAUAAUAAUAAUGAAGAUGAUUCAUUAUCGCUGACUAUUCAAUCAAUCAAUGAACUUUAUAUACAUUUUAUCAAACCAGCUUGUAUAGAUUUCGAACGUGAAUUAUUUCCUUCAAUAACAGUAUCUAAUCAAGAUAAUAAUAAAAAGUGUAAACAAAACACAAAUUAUCAAUCAUCUCAUACUAAUUUCAAUUCAAUACCUUCAUCAUCUGGAUUAAUAUCUGAUAAAAUAAAUUCUAAUUUAUGGGCAAAAGGUACAGGUUUUGCUACAACUCCUACAAUAAAUGAAACAUCAAUUAUAAAUGAUCAUUCAAUUAAUAAUAAUCAUAAUCAUAAUUUUCAAUCUAAAUGGAUCCGAUCAAAACUUCAACGUGAAGAUCAAUAUGCAAUUAUAUUAUGUAAUACAUUAAGUGGAUAUUUGUCUACAUUUAUGCAAAAUUUAAUAAAUACUGAUCAAUUAUUCGAAUUAAUUAUUAUUUAUUUUAUUCAUAAAUUUAAUUUAAUUAAUUUUAUCAUUAAUUAUUUACGUAAUGACUCUAUCACAGAAAUAAUUAAUCGUCAUUUAUUAUAUCAAUCAAUAUUUCAAUUAAUUCGUAUGAUUAUUUUAUGUCCUCGAUUACAUUGGUUAUUAACAAUGAUUCAAAGUGAUUUAAACAAUGAUAAUCUUGUUCAUUAUAACAAUAAUUUAUAUCAAUGUUUCAUUUUACAAUCAUUUCAUUCAUUUCAAUUAUAUUGGCAAAAUAUUAAUUUGAAUGAUGAUGUUGAUGAUGAUGGUAACGAUGAUAGUUUAGUGGAGAAUUUAAAUUCGUCAUGUAUUAUUGUCUUAGUGAAACAUAUACUAUUCUAUUUGUCAAAAUAUAAGGAACAAUUAAACAAAUUGGGAUUGAUAAUUGAGCCUUCUGAAUCGGAGCAACCGUCAAAACAAAUUACCUCUAAGUCCAACAUUGAAUUACACCCGACUAGUCCUACCAAUACACAUAUUAGUAGUGGUGGUCUUAUUCGCCGUUCAUCAAUACGAUAUCGUAAUUUUCGUAAACAGCACAUUAAUGAAAAUUUACUAAAAAAUAUACAUUUUAAAAGUCAAAACGUGUAUAAAUCAUCCCAAACAUUCAACACUACUGAUAUUAUUAAUUCUCAUUGUUCAACUUCUAAAACCUAUGGUUUAUUACAACUGAAAUCUGGUUUCUAUGAUCAGUUUGACGUUAGUGACAGUAAUACUAAUCAAAUGAGUGGUGGAGACAGAGAUCAACUUUAUACGUUAAUAGAAAGUAAUGUUGAGAUCAACUGUGAUGAUGACGAUGAUAAUCUUAACACUGCUUCUGAAAAUGUUCAUGAUAUUCAUUCCGAGGUAGAAAAAGAACAGGACGAAAACGGAAAUUUUCAUUGUGAGGUUAUUGAGAAUUUAACCGAAAAUGGUAAUCAUUCUCAAUCGAUUGGUAAAGAGAAUAAUCUUGUAAAUGGUGAAUUUCAUAGUCAUUUUCAAAAUGAUAUAUUGGAUGAUAAUCCUGAAAGUACUAACCAUGAAUUCAACAGUGAUAGCAGUUCAACAUAUGUAAAUCAAGAGAUCCUAAUCAUUUUUAAUGAACUCGAAACCACAUAUAAACUGCUUAAAUUAAUUUUGAAAUAUCAACAGUGCUCUGGAAAUAAAUCAUUAAUAAUGAUGAAUAAAUGUCAUCAUAAUGAGGAAGAUAAAUUUACUAAUAAUGAUCACAAAACUACUUUACAUGAAAUACGAUCAACUGAAUAUGGUAACGGCAGUGAUAGGAAUGGUACACUACAGAUUCAAACUUCAUCAAUUAAUUCAAAAAAGCUUUCAACCAAUAAUGCUUAUUGUACAGCUUUAAAAUCUAUACACUUUCGUACGAUCAAAUUUUUUUCACCUUCCGUGAAUAAUACUGUUUCUUCAAUAGUCCCACAUGGAUAUGCGAAUUUAUGUGCCCAACAUGAAGGUUUCAUCUUAAUUAACAGUUUUAAUACAAAAAAAUUAUUCAUUUAUUCCGCGUCCACCUCCACCUCUGGACUAAAUCCUGAUCAAUCUCAUAAACUGUCAACGGUUACUUCUACCACUACUAGUUCUCAAUUGAAAAUAACCCCAAAAAAUCGAUCAUUUCAUCGGUUGCAACGUCUCGCUCAAGAAAUUGUAACAUUGAAUACUAGUUUACCAUUGUCCGAAAAUGCUAGUGUGUUUAUUUGCUGUGAAGAAAAUCAUUUGUGUUUAUUAAAGGCACUAAUUACUGGACCUCCUGAUACUCCAUAUGCAAAUGGAUGUUUUGAAUUUGACAUAUACACACCACCAGAUUAUCCAAAUCAGCCGCCUUUAGUUGAAUUUUGUACAACAGCGAAAAAUACAUUCCGUUUUAAUCCAAACCUGUAUGAAGAUGGCAAAGUAUGCUUGUCAGUGCUCAAUACAUGGCAUGGAUCAAGCGAAGAACGAUGGAACCCUCAAACAUCAAGUUUAUUACAAGUAUUAGUAUCAAUUCAAUCGUUAAUUUUCGUACGUGAACCUUAUUUUAAUGAACCGGGUUUCGAGUGUACCAUGGGAACGCCUAAAGGCAUAAUUGUCAGUUACAAAUAUAAUGCUCGUAUUCGUGUUGCAACUGUUCGUUGGGCUAUGAUUAAUCAAUUAAAGGAUUUACCAAUUGGUUUUGAAGAGGUAGUUUUAAAACAUUUUCUAAAUCGACGUUCAUUUAUUAUUACUCAAGUUGAACAAUGGAUAUUUGAAAUGCGUAAUCAUGCACAAUUUAAGAGCGUAGAAAUCUAUGUCAAAGAGCUUGAAGAUUCUUUACCCAUCUUGAAAACGGAACUUAAUCGUCUAGAAGAACGUCUUACUGAUUGGAAUGAAAAACAUAGUCAAAUGUAAUAUAUCUCAAUGAAAAGGUAAUACCAGAGUAUAUAUGUAUGUAUAAAUUAUAUAUAUUUGAAAUACAAUAAUUAUGAUUACUGACUUGUUUAUUAUUUCUUACUUUCCAAUCUUCAUUGUACACAUUGAUUCUUAUAAAUUAGCUUACACUUUCUCGUUUCUUUUCUUUUAAUGUAUGUAAAUCAUGCACAUAAAGAUGGGUAACUAUAAGCAAACAAUUAUUUUUCAAUGUUUAGCAUUAUUAUUAUUAUUAAUGGUGGUAGUAGUGCUAGUAGUAAUAGUAGUCGUAGUAGUAUUGUGAAGAUAUCUAUUUUCUAAACGGCUUUUUUUAAAACUUUGAUUCAUUUAUUAAUUUUGCCUAAUAUUCAAUCCUGUUAGUGAAAUGUAUAUCUAGUGUGAUGUUUUGUCUUUUAAUUUUGUGCAUCUUUAAUUUCUCAGUUUAUUUAUAUUCUCAUUUGAUUCUUUUAUGAAAAUGACAAAUUUACUGUUUAUCCGGGUAUGUUUACGAUUGUAUAACAGUUAUGUAUUUGCUUUUACUGUUAUACUUUAUUUUCUUGAAAGGAUUCUACGAUCAGUAGCUGACAUAAAUUAAAUGUUUUUUUCACUGG
This is a messenger RNA of Schistosoma curassoni, 18436 nucleotides long. NCBI's taxonomy places the organism in Eukaryota, Metazoa, Platyhelminthes, Trematoda, Strigeidida, Schistosomatidae. The record is from the annotation of a GenBank genome assembly.